This is a messenger RNA of Lethenteron reissneri (Far Eastern brook lamprey), 3320 nucleotides long. Its product is annotated as ethanolamine-phosphate phospho-lyase-like. NCBI's taxonomy places the organism in Eukaryota, Metazoa, Chordata, Hyperoartia, Petromyzontiformes, Petromyzontidae. Gene Ontology annotation, molecular function: transaminase activity; pyridoxal phosphate binding. Gene Ontology annotation, cellular component: mitochondrion. The record is from RefSeq and is a predicted model, not a curated record.
CACAGACUCGCACGCCUCACAAGCAACUUAACGCGCUGCCUUUGCCGAGCCGCACACACGCACACAGUCUCUCCAUCACACACGCACACGCACGCACACAGUCUCUCCAUCACACACGCACGCGCACGCAAACACGCGCUCUGUCUCAUAGACACACGCACAUUAUAUAUCAUACACAUACUAUAUCCCAUAAACACACUCUGACACACGCACACACAGUCCUAUACACACGCGCAGAUACAUACAAUUUAGCACACAGCCACACACAGCACGCACGCACGCGCGGACGGACGGACGGACGCACGGACGGACGCACGUGUAAGAGCGCUGAGUCAUUCACAAUGAGCGGCUACGUUCAAGUGUACGAGAAGAGCGAGACGCUGCGCUUGAGAGAGAAGCACGUCGGGCCGUCGUGCACGCUGUUCUUCUCGUCGGACCCCCUUAAGAUCGUGCGGGCCCAGGGCCAGUACAUGUACAAUGAGAAGGACGAGCGCUACCUCGACUGCAUCAACAACGUGGCGCACGUCGGCCACUGCCACCCAGACGUGGUCCAGGCUGCCCACAAGCAAAUGCUGCUCCUCAACACCAACUCACGGUUCCUGCACGACCACAUGGUCUGCUACGCCAAGCGGCUGACGGACACCCUGCCUGAGAAGCUCUGCGUCUGCUACUUCGUGAACUCGGGGUCAGAGGCGAAUGACCUCGCGCUGCGCCUGGCCAGGCAGCACACGGGCCACGAGGACGUGAUCACCCUCGAUCAUGCCUACCAUGGCCACGUGACAUCGCUCAUCGACAUCAGCCCGUACAAGUUUAACCACAUGGGCCCCGACGCCAAGAAGGAGUGGGUGCACGUGGCAUCCAGCCCGGACACGUACCGGGGCAAAUACCGCGAGGACACCGCGGAUCCUGGCACGGCUUAUGCCAACGACGUCAAAGAGUUGUUGGAACAGGCUCACAAGAAGGGACGCAAGAUCGCCGCGUUUGUGGCCGAAUCCAUGCAGAGUUGUGGGGGACAAAUUAUUCCCCCGCCCGGAUAUUUCAAGCAGGUCGCCGAACACGUUCGCCGCGCUGGAGGCAUCUUCAUCGCCGACGAGGUGCAGGUCGGCUUUGGCAGGGUCGGCAGCCACUUCUGGGCCUUCCAGCUCCAAGGGGAGGACUUUGUGCCCGACAUCGUGACCAUGGGCAAGCCCAUUGGCAAUGGCCACCCCAUAUCGUGCGUCGUGACCACCCGCGAGGUGGCAGACAGCUUCAGGGCCAGCGGCGUGGAGUACUUCAACACCUUUGGCGGCAACCCGGUGUCGUGCGCCAUCGCCCUGUCGGUGCUGGACAUCAUAGAGAAGGAGAAUUUGCGGGAAAAUGCCGUGUCCACCGGGCGCUACCUCGUGGAGCUGCUCAAUGAGCUGAAGACGAGGCACGAGAUCAUCGGCGACAUCAGGGGGCAGGGACUGUUUGUCGGCGUGGAUCUGGUGAAGGACAGGCAGUCAAGGGCAGCAGCAACUGCAGAGGCCGAGCACAUCAUCUACAGGUUGAAAGAGGAGCACGUGCUGCUGAGUGCAGACGGGCCCUACAGCAACGUGCUCAAGUUCAAGCCGCCCAUGUGCUUCAACAGGGACGACGCCAAGUUUGCUGUGAACAAGAUCGACCAGAUCCUCAUGGAGAUUACUCAAGGUGAGAAGGUGACGACUCUCAAGGCACUUAAAAACCUGAAGAUGGAUUCUCAUCAGGCUCAGGAAUCAAAGCUCAUCCAUGAAAAUGGAGCGCACUGAGACCACAUCUCGGGCAGGACUUGACUGGAGGCAGCUCGCCGUACGGACGAAAGGCGGACGACGCAAGGCUUCCUCAUGACGAAGACAACGAUCCCCCCAUAUAGCCUUAAACAGACUGUUCGGGCAAGUGCUCUUAGCGAGCACGUAUUAUGGCAUCACACACGCACACAUUAACCUCAACAGCACACAUGCCCGGCGUGCUAAACUACGAUGUCAACACAGAAAAUCGGAGUAGGGUCUUGAAAAUUGCAUUGUUUAGUAGAAACAAAUAUUUCAGUUGGUUUGAAAAGGGUAUAAUGUGUAUUAAAUGUUUGAUUGUGUAGCUACUAACCACGUCGUUGUGGUGUUUCCUAGCUACAAAUAACACAUGAAUGUAUUAUUCAGGUAUGACACUAAGUCUGUAAAUCAUGUUUUUCUCACGCUCUGAUUUUUAUGCUCAGAAUAUACAUUGGCAAUUAUUUUUCUCUUGGGCAUUCAAAUGCAAAAUGUUGGUGCAUGCCAGGGAAAUGUGUUGGUGAAUAUAUCUUUAUUAAGAAAUAGAACAUUACACGCUUGAGAACUUCGAAUUAAUCUUCGCCCAACGGUGGCAUAUGUGUUACAAAUGGCUAAGCUGUAUACUUAUCUCAAAACACUGUAUUUUAACUGCUGAUUAUGGAUCAUUCAACAUUAUCAACGUCAUAUGGUAUUUGUCAAACAUCCCAAUGCAGUACCCUCCGAUAAUAGAUUAUUAAGGCUCAGUAGGGUUUUCCCAGGUAAAUAAUGGGAAUUUGUAUUACUAUACCUUAGGCUUCUUAGGUGGGGGAGGUAAAGCCUAAUCCAUCAUCGUCAGCUAUGAUCAUUCCACUGCAGAAUGAAUGUCUCCUUCAGCCAUCGCCAUCCCUCAUAGCCCGACGUUGCAACAAUCCAUCUAAGCUGAUUUCAUCGCUACAUCACCAUGGUACGUGAUAACGUUUGAAUUAGUCCUAAAUGGUACAUUACAGACUCCACAAAUGCAACCACUGAACCCAAAGCCGACUAUUUUGGGAAUGUUAAUUAUUUUGCAUGUAACAAAAAUGUACUGCUGUCAUGAUUGUUGACCAUUUACCUCAAGAAAACCUUUAUAUAAGCUAAAAGGUAAUUUUAAAAUGUGCCCCCCCCCCCCAUAUAGUUUUAACAAUUUACUUAGAAUAUUAUAUUAUAUGCCCAACUAACUGAACGUCGGGUGUUAAUAUGAUCAGCUGCUUUUAAAAAGAGCAUUAAUGCAAUAAGGGAAUGUGUAAUGCUUGACGUACUUUAAUUAGGUUUUAAAAAAAACUUUUUAAAGGUUAAUUGUGAGCCGGCACGACUGCUGAUAUACUCAUAUCAAUAAUUGUUGAAUACAUUUUUUGUUGUUAAUUUUUACGUUUUAUAUAAUAGCUGAUUCAUGCAAUAUAUUGAGUGUUUAAAGGUGCAUGCCACACCUUACCGCUCACACCAAACAAAGAUCAGGCUCGAUUUUUGCAAUGAGUGCAAUGCAUGGAUUGGCGAAUGCCACAUUAAGCUUUGUUUCGGAAAUAAAAACAUUAAAUUUCUCUA